Talaromyces marneffei is the source of this 1674-nucleotide messenger RNA. RefSeq lists its product as uncharacterized. Gene Ontology annotation, molecular function: flavin adenine dinucleotide binding; oxidoreductase activity, acting on CH-OH group of donors. The transcript is spliced from 3 exons. NCBI's taxonomy places the organism in Eukaryota, Fungi, Ascomycota, Eurotiomycetes, Eurotiales, Trichocomaceae. The record is from RefSeq and is a predicted model, not a curated record. The coding region runs from base 1 to 1674 and encodes 557 amino acids.
AUGGCCCCUCCAGAAGUCAACGAAGUAUUCGAUAUCAUUAUCGUUGGAGGCGGCACAGCAGGCUGUGUAGUAGCAUCAAGACUUCGACAACGAAAACCCACGUUGUCGAUCUUGGUCCUUGAAGCAGGUGGAGAUCUUUCCAAAAACCCGCAUGUCUACUCUCCGGAAACCGCUCCACUACUUCUAGGUUCUGAUGCAGAUUGGAAGUACACAAGUGUUCCGCAGGUGAAUCUGAAUGGGAGGGAGAUUUAUUAUCAGGCUGGAAAAGGGGUGUCUGGGAGUGCGGCAGUUAAUAUGGGUGCAUGGACUCGUGGAGAUGCGCAAGAAUACGAUCGCUGGGCAGAUUUAGUAUCUGAUCAACGCUGGAGCUACGAGGGUCUUCUGCCAUAUUUCAAGCGCACAGAACACCACUACAACCCGCACGUCGGUGAUGCAGAACAACAUGGAUUCAAGGGCCCGAUUCAUACCUCUUCUGUCUCUUCAAGUGGGCGUCAAUAUCCGUUGCGAGAGACGCUUCGGCAAGCCUGGUGUAAUACCGGGUUGAAGGGAGUCGACGAUGCGAAUAAUGGACAUCCGCAAGGGGUCACAGAGCUGGUUAGUAACUGGGCCGAUGGCCGGCGGCAGUUGACGAGUGAGGUAUACCCACUACAUGGGGCAGUGAAUGUUGUGACCAAUGCGCUAGUCCGACGCGUCAUACUCGAUAGCAGUUUUACUGCUACUGGUGUUGAAUUAGCGGAUGGCCGAAUCUAUUCUGUCCGGAACGGUGGAGAGGUGAUCGUUUCUACCGGAGCCUUGAGAACGCCUCAGAUUCUGAUGCUCUCAGGUAUCGGCGAUUCUAAGCAAUUAUCAAAGUACAAUAUUCGCGAGUUCAUCCAUCUUCCGGAGAUUGGGCGGAACUUCCACGACCAUCUCCUGGCAUUUAGAUAUUGGAAGCUACGUGAACCCGAAAAGGGUGUCGCAUUGGGCUCUCCGCUCUUUGGGGGACCAAACUUUGAAAAAGGAGUACCGCCAGAAGAUUGGUUGGUUACUACGACUAUUUCUUCGACGGGCUUGCAUUCUGCUCAGGCAAAAGAUGACGAAAACGGUCCUGUCCAGGAAGUGGUCGAUUUGCGAAGUCAUUUGGAACUAGCCACCAUCUAUGCUGCCUUUGGCGGAGAAUUGAUUGGACUCGACAUUCCCAUGGAUGGAAGCGCUAUAAUGAGCUUUAUUAUGGGCUUCUUACCUACCUCUCGCGGUUCGAUCACGCUCAAGUCUGCAGACCCGGCAGAUCCACCGGUGAUUGAUCCUAAUUUCUUCGCAACGGAAGCCGAUCGGUUUGUCAUGCGCGAAGGCUGGAGACUAUUAUCGAGGCUCAUGUUUGAGACUCCUGAAGGCAAGGACCUCGUGGCAGAGGAAAUCGUCCCUGAGGGUCAUCGGUCUCUUGAAUCCGAUGCUCCAGACGACCUUAUCGACGCGCACAUCCAGAUGGGGGGUAUGACUGGCUCCCAUUUCGCAGGUACGGCGAGCAUGGGUAGUGUGGUUGAUGGAUCAUUGAAAGUACGAGGUACGCAGGGACUGAGGGUCGUCGACGCCAGUGUGAUUCCAACACCUCUAGCAUGUCAUUACCAAGCGGCGGUCUACGCUAUUGCUGAGCAGGCUGUUGAUAUUGUUCUUCAGGAGAAUCCAGGUCUAUAG